CUUGACCUGUAUUUUACUACAGUACUUUCGCACAGAAAGAGAAAGAGGAAGAGAAUAGAAAAAGAAAGCGAAUUACACACUGACACAUCAGGAAAGUGAAUGGACUCACAUUGAACAGUGCCAAAACACUAUCAAAAUCUAUCGGUUCGAUUUGGUUUAUAGUAGUAGCUGACAAAUCACAUUGUAAAAUCUAUUUAGGGGAAGGAUGUGAAUGACUCAUUUUCACUUAAAGGUCAAUGUUUAUCACGCCCUCGUUUUCUCAUUGGUUGUGAGUGGUGUUCCUCUUUCUCUAUGAGAGUAGUGUGAAUAGUAGGAGGGCCAGUCCCCUACGUGAAGAGUUAUCUAGUCUCUUUGUUUUCCUUCAGUCACUCAGGAAAGUACCAGCCCAACCUGCCUCCUGUCCUGGACAGCUACAGAGGAACACAGAGCAGAACACAGACAUAAAGACGUCCUCGUCGGAUACAGACGCAACACACACACAGCAGUGUUCUGAGGUUUCACAGCAGAGGAAGCCAAGAGGACAAACACACACAGUGGCUCCAUCUCUCUCUCUUCCUGCACUCCCUCUGCUGCAUCUCAGGGGACUGAGGUUGCUCUACCCGAGCCUCUCUCUCCCCCACAGCCGGACGUUGCAGAUUGAUGAUGCCGCAGCAGUCAAUGGAUCGCUGUGAGGUUUCAGAGAACUGCCACCAUCAUAGCCCGGGGGCCCAUUCGAGCCAGCGGCGCCUGGUCAGUGGACUCCUUCUCUGGGUCGGUCUCCUCACCGUCAGCCAUGUGGUCUCCAUCACCCUACUCAUCAUCACCAGGCCACACGCACUGAGCAUACCCCUGGAGCAUCAAAGAGUGCCAUGGCAAAUGCUCACCUUUGAACCCACAAGUAUAGACGAUAAUGAUGUCUCGGUGGCGAGAAGUGGGAUCAAGUGGAAGACGCAGUCCAAGGCGAAUAAUUCUGUCUCCCUAAAGGAAGGAUCCCUGACCAUCAACCAGGAUGGUUGUUACUUCCUGUAUCUUCAGGUGACUCUGGAGACACCAGAGGUGUCUGGACAGCACAUAGUGAGAGUGAACAAGCCCAACAGAGUCCUGCUGGAAGUAAGGAUGACCAACACCUCCCUCAGCACAGGGUUCCUGGGCAGGGCUGUGGAUCUAGCAGCCUCUGACAUCCUCACAGUCACUGUCUCCCCUGGUGCCAGGAUCAACACCACCUACACCGCCACAUACCUGGGCAUCAUAGGUCCAAAAUUAUAUCUUUAGAAUCUAUUGGAUAUAGACACUCCUGUCUUCAUAGACACAUGCUGGGGGCUAGAUCAGGGAGUCAUUUGGUAGGGGUUGAUUGAAUAGAUCCUGGGGAUCUGGAGCUAACUGGGAUCAACCCAUCAUCCCACCACCUGUCAGAGAGGUGGAGUAGUGGGGAAGAUCAUGUGGGAGACACGGUAUAUUUGACUGAAACUGAUUCAGUCCGACUCCCUGCUCAUCACAGAAGAUUAUUCCACUGCUUUAUACUCUACCUAGCCUUCCAACUGGUUUUGAGCUGCAAGGAUUUUCUUUCCAGAAUUCUACUGAUUUAAAAAAAAAAAAUGUUUAUUAACCUUUAUUUAACUAGAAAAAUCAGUUAAGAACACAUUCUUAUUUACAACGAGGGCCUACCAAAAUGCAAAAGGCCUCCUGCAGGGAAGGGGGAUUAAAAAUAUAAAAUAAUAAUAUGUCUUGUAAUGUUGGAAAAAUAUGUUUAAAAGUAUUGGUCAUCAUGGGUUAUGGGUUGUACUGUUACUUUGGCCUUUUUCUCUCUUGGAUGAAGUAGCACUGUUUUUACCGCUCAGGAUUAUAGUUAGUAUGUUUUUCCAGUAAAUAUUGUUUUUUAAGCUAUGAAUGAGGGGAUUGUCUUAUCAAGUCAUGUGCACAGGGUUGUUGAGAGAAUGCACAGUAUCAACAUAUCUUUAAUGUUUACUUUAAUAUUUGCGUAUUGCUUUGUAUUUAAAAUAUUCGUUUUUUUACCUAUUUAUGUCUUAUUACAAUAUUAUCUUAUUAUUAUUUUCUUCUUAUUUAUUUUCUAUAUCUAAUUUGAAGGACAUGUUGAGUAUGUUGUAGGAUGAGAUGUAGAGAUAAUCCAUGAAUGUAUGUCACUAACCAGGUUUCCAUUCAAUCCUUUUAUGCGAGUAAAGUACGUCAGGUAAAACAUUUAAUGACAGGCCUGAUAGAAACAGAAAAUGUUUCGGUAAACCUUCCAAAUGUAGACAAUACAAUGUACGCUAUACAAGGUGGGGUCGUUUUGUGUCGGUAAAAUUAGUUAUGCGAGAAAUGGCAGUGGAAACACCUUCAUGCGCAAAUAUUGAUGUA
Messenger RNA from Salvelinus namaycush (lake trout), 2334 nucleotides. RefSeq names its product TNF superfamily member 18 (gene tnfsf18). Gene Ontology annotation, biological process: tumor necrosis factor-mediated signaling pathway; immune response; T cell proliferation involved in immune response. The coding region runs from base 640 to 1251 and encodes 203 amino acids. The record is from RefSeq and is a predicted model, not a curated record. Lineage: Eukaryota; Metazoa; Chordata; Actinopteri; Salmoniformes; Salmonidae. The transcript has 3 exons. Gene Ontology annotation, molecular function: tumor necrosis factor receptor binding. Gene Ontology annotation, cellular component: membrane.